AUGUUGCUACGUGAAAUUAUUGCAAUAUGGUUCAUUUUCUCAACUAUUGAACAAGUUUCAAAUAUCUCAUAUAAUCAACCAAAGUUAUGUGCAAAUGCAACAUGGAACUCAACAGCGAUAACAUUUGCUACUAAUGCAAUUGUCGGUUCAAAUCCUUAUGCUGUUUUUGUCAAUACAAAAAAUACAAUUUAUGCAGCUGAUCGACAAAAUUCUCGUAUACAAGUGUGGACAAAUGGAAAUAAUACACUUACCUAUACUCUAUCGGGUGGUUUAAAUCUUCCUUAUAGUAUAUUUGUUAAUGAUAAUGAUGAGGUUUUUAUUGAUAAUGGUAAUUCAUAUUAUCAAGUUAAUAAAUGGAUAUCAAAUUAUACAAAUAGUAGUGUUCCAGUAAUGUAUAUGUGUGAUCAAUGUUAUGGUCUUUUUAUUGAUAUUAAUAAUAAUCUUUAUUGUUCAAUGAAUACUUAUGAUCAAGUUAUAUCAAAAUCAUUAACACAACGUUUAACUAUAUGGAAUAUUGUUGCUGGAACAGGUACUGCUGGAUCAGCAUCAACUACACUCAAUAAUCCUUGGGGGCUUUAUGUUGAUACAAAUUUAAAUUUGUAUGUAGCUGAUAGUGGAAAUAAUCGAAUUCAAAAAUUUUUAUCAGGACAAUUAAAUGGAAUAACAAUAUCAACAGGAAGUUUAACACUCUCAAAACCAACUUCAAUUGCAUUUGAUGCUGAUGGAUAUCUUUAUAUUGUCGAUAGUAGCAAUAGUCGUAUUAUUGGUUCGGGUCCAAAUGGUUUUCAAUGUGUAGUUGCAUGUUCGGGAUCAGCUGGUUCAGCAGCUAAUCAAUUAAAUAAUCCAUAUACUCUUAGUUUUGAUACUUAUGGAAAUAUAUUUGUUAUGGAUCAAAGUAAUAGUCGACUUCAAAAAUUCUUUCUUUUAUCAAGUUCAUGCAAUGUAACAACAACAAUCGCGACAGCGACAAUAAGCAGUACCCCAUCAUCAAUAACUUAUUCGAAUGGUAUAUCAUUCAAUCAACCAAAGUUCGGUAUUUAUCCUACUUGGAACGGAAUUGGAAUUACUUUUGCAAAUAGUACAACAGUAGGAACGAGUCCAUAUGGAAUUUUUGUAAAUAUUAACAAUACACUUUAUGUUGCUAAUCAAGCAAAUAGUCGAAUUUAUAUCUGGUCUUCAGGAAAUAGUACACCUACAGAAAAUAUUACACGCGGAAUAUAUUCUCCGUAUAGUCUUUUUGUAACAUUAAAUGGUGAUAUUUAUGUUGAUAAUGGAGGUACAAAUAAUCGAGUCGAUAAAUGGUCAUUAAAUUCGAAUAGUAGCACAUCAGUGAUGUAUGUCAAAUCUACAUGUUAUGAUCUAUUUAUUGAUAUUAAUAAUAAUCUUUAUUGUUCAAUAAAUUCUAAACACCAAGUUGUUAUGAAGUCUUUAAAUGGAAAUUCAAGUUUAUGGACUGUUAUUGCUGGUACGGAUUGUUAUGGAUCAACUUCAAAUCAACUUUAUAAUCCUCGUGGAAUUUUUGUUGAUACAAAUCUGAACUUAUAUGUAGCUGAUUGUACUAAUGAUCGUGUUCAACUUUUCCAAUCUGGACAAGCAACAGCAACAACAAUACCAAUAAUUGUAACUUCAGGAGUACUUACACUUGAUUGUCCAACUGAUGUAACACUUGACGCCGAUGGAAAUCUUUUUAUUGUUGAUAGUCUUAAUAAUCGUAUUAUUGGAUCAGAUCACAAUGGUUUUCGAUGUAUCAUUUCAUGUUCAACUAUUGGUGGUUCAACAGCAACACAAUUGAGUAAUCCAUCGACAUUUAGUUUUGAUACUUAUGGAAAUAUUUAUGUUACUGAUCAAGGAAAUAGUCGAGUACAAAAGUUUAUGUUGAUCAAUGAUAAUAAUACUUAUCCUCUUUCAUUGAAUCUACCAAAUUUUUGUCCAUCUACAACUUGGUAUCCCAAUGCAAUUACAUUUGCUGAUAGUACCAUAGCUGGUUCAAAUAUUUAUGCUAUUUAUGUUAGUCUCAACAAUACGAUUUAUAUCGCUAACAGAGCCCAAAGUGUAAUUUACGUAUAUCGUGAAGGAGCUAAUUCUCCGACUAGAAAUAUAUCAGGUGGUUUCAGUACUCCACUGGGUCUUUAUGUAUCAGUACAUGGUGAUGUAUACAUUGAUAACUAUGUUGGUAAUAAUCAAAUUACUAAAUGGUCAAUUGAUACGAAUAAUAACACUAAUACUAUGAUAAUUACGCAACAAUGUGAAGGAUUUUUUGUCGAUACUACGAAUACUAUGUACUGUGCACUGCCUUGGAGUCAUCAAGUUGUUAAGAAAUGGCUCAAUGAUAGUGGAACUGCAGCUACUGUUGUAGCCGGUACAGGUAGUGCUGGAGGAUCAUCGACUCAACUUUAUUGGCCUAGUGGAAUCUAUGUUGAUUCUCAAUUUAAUCUCUAUGUUGCAGAUGAAGCCAAUAAUAGAAUCCAACUUUUCCCGCCGGGACAAACAAUUGGAAUAACUCAAAUAAUAAAUGGUGUAUCCGGUAUCAUAACACUUUAUUAUCCACAUGCAAUUACCUUUGAUGGUAAUGGGUAUAUGUUUAUUCUCGAAACAGGUAACAAUCGCAUCAUAGGAAAUGGGCCAUAUGGUUUUCGAUGUGUCAUCGCUUGUUCUGGUAGUAGCGGUUCGAAUGCAAACCAAUUAAAUUAUCCACGAACUUUUGGUUUUGAUAGUUAUGGAAAUAUGUAUGUGAGUGAUCAAAAUAAUGCUCGCGUUCAAAAAUUUUCGAUUGCAUCAAAUUCAUGCGCUUUAUCAUAUAAUCAACCAGCAUUUUGUUCAAUUGCAACAUGGACAACAAAUGCAAUAACUUUUGCAUCAAGUGGUACAAUUGGUGCGAUUCCUAAUGGUAUUUUUAUUGAUGGAAUUAAUAAUAUUUAUAUUAUUAAUCGAGCUAGUAAUACGAUUUUGAAAUGGUUUCAGUGGAGUAGUUCAGCAACAACUCUAAAUUAUAUUAAUGUAACGAAUCCAGCGAGUGUAUUUGUAUCGAUAUCUGGUGAGAUUUACGUUGAUAAUGGUUAUUUAUACGGUCGAGUUGAUAAAUAUUUGUUUAAUUCAUCAAGUUUCAUUACUGUUAUGAACUUUAAUGGUAGUUGUAUUGAUCUUUUUAUUGAUUCCAAUAAUACUCUUUAUUGUUGUGUUCAAAAUCAACAUGAAGUUGUUAAAAUUUCGCUUAAUAAAAGUAUAACUAUUCCAAUAGUUGCAGCUGGAAAUGGAACUGCUGGAUCAUUAUCAACUAUGCUUAAUUCUCCUCAAGGCAUUUAUGUUGAUAGUAGUUUAAAUUUAUAUAUUGCUGAUUCUGCGAAUAAUCGUGUGCAAAUGUUUGGUGCCGGUCAAGUCAAUGGAAUUACACUUGUUGGAAAUGGAUCAUCAACCAGUUUUACUCUAAAUUAUCCAACUGAUGUUGUACUAGAUUCAAAUGGUUACUUAUUCAUUGUUGAUAGUUAUAAUCAUCGUAUUGUUGGUUCAAGUUCGUCUGGUUAUCGAUGUGUAGCAGCAUGUUCAGGAAGUAGUGGUUCAGCUUCGAAUCAAUUAUACUUUCCGCGAAGUAUGGCUUUUGACAGUUAUGGAAAUAUUUAUGUUAUUGAUCGAAAUAAUAGUCGAGUGCAACAAUUUACUUUUCAAGGCAAUAAUUGCAUACCACUAGCACUACUUCAAGUAGCUCUACGACAAGCAGUACCAGCACGAGUAGCACUACGACAAGCAGUACCAGCACAAGUAGCUCCACGACAAGCAGUACCAGCACAAGUAGCACUACAACAAGCAGUACCAGCACGAGUAGCACUACGACAAGCAGUACCAGCACAAGUAGCACUACAACAAGCAGUACCAGCACGAGUAGCACUAGCAGUAGCACCUGGAGCAUCACCACGAGCAGCAGCAAUAGUACAAGUACAAGUGGUACCUCAAGUACCGAGACAACAAAAUACAACGGUGAUAACAACUCCACAGAUAAACAGCAAUCAAACAUGUUAUCCACCCUCAAUCAUAUUAAUACCUGGUGGAUCAUCUUUAUUAUCUCCAAUAUCAUAUCGACGAAGUCAAGAUUUUUCAAUAAGUUCAAUGAUUGAAUUUCAUUGUGGUGGUUCACUUUCGAAAACUACAAAAUGGACAGUGAAAAAUUGUAGUACAACAAUUUGCUCAUUUAAUAUUUUCUUCUCCAACACGGUGAAGACAACGUAUAGUGAACUUUAUGUUCCAUCACGAACUCUUGAUUAUGGCGUGUAUGAAUUAACAUUAACUGUAACAUUGAAUAAUUCGUCAAAAUUGAAAUCUUCUUCAUCAGCAUAUGUUCGAAUAACAAAAACAGACAUAACACCAAAUCCUGUUCAAUUGGGAACGUCAAUGAUAACACGAGGUGAAAAUCAAGAUCUUUUCCUUGAUCCUGGUUCAUUUUCAAUUGAUCCUGAUCAAUAUUCAUUUGAUGCCAGUAAAUGGAAAUAUAAAUACUAUUGUCGAAUUUACAAUCAAUAUAAUUUUCCAAAUUUUUAUGGAAUUUUAUUAACAAUUGAUGAUCCAACAAUCGAUCCAAAUAAUCCAUCAUGUGUAACAAAUCGAACAGGAUUAAUCUUUGGAAAUUCGACAUUAUCACCGAAUUCAUCAUUAACAAUUCUUGCUGGUUCUCUUCAAUCAAAUCAAAUGUAUCAAUUUAUGGUUUAUAUGGAAAAUAAAAAGAAUUCAUCAAUUCAAGCAACUGGUUUUGUUCUUGUUACAGUUGUCGUUACUCUUCCAAAAUUAAUUAUUAUCGGUUGUGUCAUUGCACCAAUGUGUAUUCCAAAUCUUGAACUUCAACUUCUUAAUCCAACAACACAAGUUGCUCUCUAUACUUAUUGCGUUGGAUUAUGUGAAGAUCUGCAAAGUAUUCAUUGGAAUAUUUAUCGAGGAAUUGAUAAUUCAACAUAUUCAAAUGGAACAUCAUGGAUUUUAUUUGAUCAAAUGAAUUUCUAUGAAAAUAUUUGGUUUUUUGGUCAAAAUACAAGUAAUUUUACAGCAUCAAAUCAAUUAUUUAUUGGAAAUUCUCAAAUAAAUCUUUGGAGAUUUGAAGUUAUUUACACAUUUUUAAACGAAACAAGUACAAGUGCAUUAAAUUUUGUUACAAAUCAAUCUCCAUCAAAUGGUUCAUGUUCAAUUAAUCCAUUGAAUGGUACAACAACAACUGCAUUCAAUAUUUCAUGUUCAAAUUGGUUUGAUUCAGAUGGAAUUCGCGAUUAUACUUUAUAUGUUUGGACAAAAGAUAUUUCUGAAAAAAUAAUGAUUUCAUAUUCAUCUGUUGAUCAUUUUCAAGUUCGAUUACCAAUUGGAAAUGAAAAUACUUCAUUAAUUAAUCUUAUUGUUUAUAUUCGAGAUUUUCUUGGAUCAAUAACACAAGUCAAUAUUUCAUCAAUUGUUGUUACUUUAGAUUUUCUAACAAUUGAUGAUUUAUUUAAUAAAAUACAAAAUUCAUCAAAGACAAUAACAGACAAUUCAAUUGUUCAAUUAUUAUCAAGUGGAAAUCAAAAUAUUGUUUCACAAAUAAUUAUUUUAUUAUCACAACAAUUAAAUCAAAUGAAUAAUCAUUAUUUAACAAAAGCAAUUUCCAAUGGAAUUUCAUUUGUCGAUAUCUCAAUUUCAACACUUCAUUCUCCAAAUUUCACCUCAUCAACAACAAUAAUAAAUGAAACAAUUUCAAUUGAAUAUAAAAAUGAAAUCAAUUCUUUAGCAAAUAUUCGAGAUUAUUUUGUUUCAUUUAUCUCCGAUCUUCUAAUAACAACAUCAAAUAGUAUUAUUCUACAAUCAUCAUCAUUAGUUCAAUUAACUCAAUCAACAAAUCAAUUAACACGAAAUCUUUUAACAAUUGUUUCCAAUCAAUGUUAUCAAUUAUCUCUUUCUUUAUAUUCCAUAGCAAAUCAAAUCUCCUAUGAAGAUGUUCAAUUAGCUGCAAAUCAACUUUUUCAAUGUGCAUCAAAUAUUUUAUCUGGUGUUAAUGGAUUCUUACAACGACGAACAAUUCUUCUUCAUUUAGAUUAUUCUCGUUCGAAUACAAUUACUUCAGAUUAUGAUACUGAUCUCGAAUCUCCAUGGCCAAAUUUAAAUUUAUUUGCGGAUGAAAAUGAUUUUUCUGAAGAAAUAAUUGAGAAAAAUCGAAAUAUUUAUUAUCAAAAACAAUUAUCAAAUGAAAUAUCAAAACAAGUUACAGAAAUGAAUUCAUUAUUAAGUUUAUCAUUAAAUAUUCAUCGAAAUCUUGGUCAACAAUAUCUAUUAAAUAAUUCUCAAGCAUUUCUUUUCUUUGAAAAGCUUUCAAAAACAUCACUUGAAAAUGGAACAUUUCAUCAAAUUGAAAAUUCUCAAUUCAAUUUUCCAUCAAAUCUUCUUCUCAAUUCAUCAUCAACAAUUUCAAUUCGACACUCAACGCCAAUCUAA
Adineta ricciae is the source of this 6438-nucleotide messenger RNA. The record is from the annotation of a GenBank genome assembly. NCBI's taxonomy places the organism in Eukaryota, Metazoa, Rotifera, Eurotatoria, Adinetida, Adinetidae.